AUGGAGGGGGUGGGAAAAGAAGAGGGCAAGGUCCGAGCUAGGAAGGCAGAAGGCAGCCUGAAUUUAGAUGGAGUGGCUGAUGUGACAUUAACAUCAGGUGGCCCCCAACUUAGUAAAGAAGAUGAUGUCAUCCGCGGAGAGUGCAGAUACCUCAGUGGGGCUGAGGACUCAAGAGAAGUUCGGGAAAUUCUGGGGAAAUUGAUGGAUGGAAAUGAGUCAGGAGCUAAAUUGAAGUUAACCUCAGUGGAGAAUAGCACAGAAGCAACAGAGUUCAUCCUCUUGGGAUUCACAGAUGACCCCAACCUCCAGGUUCCCCUCCUCCUGGUAUUUUUGUUCAUCUACCUCAUCACUUUGGUUGGGAAUCGGGGGAUGGUGCUGGUCAUCUACUCAGACUCCCACCUCCACACUCCAAUGUACUUCUUCCUCAGCAACCUUUCCUUUGUCGAUCCGGGUCACUCAUUAGCCGUAGCUCCCCAGACGGUGGCUGCACUGCACUCGGGAAACAAACUCAUCUCCCACAAUGGAUGUGCUCCUCAGUCCUUCUUCUUUGUGGGUUUUGCCACCGUCAAGUGCUACCUCCUGGCCUCCACGGCCUGUGACCCCCGUGCAGUGCUGUGUAGGCCCCUUCAUUACACCAGCACCAUGAUAGCAGGUGUGUAUGCCCUCCUGAGGAUGGGCUCCUAUGUCUGUGGCUUCCUCAAUGCCUGUGGCUUCCUCAAUGCCUGCAUCCACUCAGCAGACACCUUCAGACUCUCCUUCUGUGGUUCAAAUGAGAUGAAUCACUUUUUCUGUGAAGUCCCUCCACUCCUGGCUCUCUCGUGCUCCAACACAGGCAUGAGCAAGCUGGUGGCCUUCUUUGUCGUGGGCUUCAAUGUCUUUUUCACCCUCUUGGUCAUCCUCAUCUCUUACUUCUUCAUAUACAUGGCCGUUUGACGGAGGCGUUCUGCGGAAGGAAGGAAGAAAGCCUUCUCCACCUGUGCGUCCCAUCUCACGGCCAUCUCCAUUUUCUAUGGAACAAUCAUCUUCAUGUACUUACAGCCCAGCUCCACCCAGUCCAUGGACAUGGACAAAAUAGCAUCUGUGUUUUACACGGUGGUGAUUCCCAUGCUGAACCCCUUGGUCUACAGUCUUAGGAACAAAGAAGUGAAACAUACUCUCUGGAAAAUACUCAACAAACUUAAUUCCCAGUCUUUAAGUGUGAGUAGGAAGUAG
This is a messenger RNA of Globicephala melas (long-finned pilot whale), 1212 nucleotides long. Its product is annotated as olfactory receptor 5B21. Gene Ontology annotation, molecular function: G protein-coupled receptor activity; odorant binding; olfactory receptor activity. Lineage: Eukaryota; Metazoa; Chordata; Mammalia; Artiodactyla; Delphinidae. Gene Ontology annotation, biological process: sensory perception of smell; G protein-coupled receptor signaling pathway. Gene Ontology annotation, cellular component: membrane. The record is from RefSeq and is a predicted model, not a curated record.